Alternaria rosae is the source of this 1363-nucleotide messenger RNA. RefSeq lists its product as uncharacterized. The record is from RefSeq and is a predicted model, not a curated record. The coding region runs from base 274 to 1203 and encodes 309 amino acids. NCBI's taxonomy places the organism in Eukaryota, Fungi, Ascomycota, Dothideomycetes, Pleosporales, Pleosporaceae. The transcript has a single exon.
GUCAUUGUCUUUGCGACUCGCUUUGAUCCAGCGUCGUCCUACCAAAUAUAGGAUGCGAGCUAUUCUCAGAGGUUUAGAUUUGCCAAGCCUGCCUCGCCCCUAGCGAUGCUUUCAGGCGUCCACGCCUCGCCACCAGCGAGUCACGAUGGCUCGACUGUCGCCUUGUCCACGCGCGACUUCAGUUGAGCGAAGGGUACAUCUCCCGUGCAAUUAUAAUCAGUACCAGCCCAUCGCGACUCCCCAGACGCCGCAAUCCAGAGCAGAACGACCAAAAUGCGCAAUCCCAACAGCAUCCGUAUCCUGCUCCUCCUCAUACCACCGCUUCUCUUCCUCUUCCCUCUCGCCGCCCUGACCAACAUCCUCGAGCGCAUAUCCAAGAACUAUUUCAACGACGGUCUUGGUCGCGACAUACGCAGCGGCGCCUCCCAAAUCGUCUUGUCCCGCCCCGGCUCGAACGACACCACCGUGACGAUCGAUGUCAACAACGCGCCUACAAUCACCAUACUAGCGUUAUGUCUGCUGGGAUAUAUAGUCAGUCUGCUCAGCGCAGCAGGAAUAUGGCAACUGAGGCGCACAGAGGGUACGGCGGGACAUGAGAGAAUGUGGACGUGGAUUAUCUUCGUUAGCAAUAUCGUUAUGGUGGGUGCCAGCCUAGGCGUCUUUGGCUAUGUCACUUCAGUGCAAAAUAGCGAUAAGAGCUGGCAAAGAUACGAAGACGUUGGCCGAGACGACCAAGAGUUUACAAGAGAGACAUGGGCGUGUCAGAUCGACAAAUUCUUUCCCGAGGAAGAUUGGGCGGGUACGGCAUGUGGAACUGCUAAGGCGAUGAGGUACAUGGUUAUAGCCAUGGCUGUCGCUGCGUUGUCGGUCUUUGUCAGUCUGUGGGUUCUUGUGCGGGCGAGAGGAGGGAUUAAGUGGGCAUUUGGAGGCAAGGGCAGGUAUGCAGCGUUUGCGAGUGUGUAUGAGAUGCAACCGCCUGGUCCGCCAUCGCCUUAUACUGGGCCACAGGGACAGCAAUGGAUGGGUCAGCCAGGACAGCAAUGGGUGGGCCAGCCUACGCAACAGCAGUGGGCGCCGCAACCUUACCAGCAGUGGGGUCCGCAACCUGUGCAGCAAUGGGGUCCUCAGCUUGUUCCUCAACAGCCUGUUUCUCAGGUGCCAAAGUCAGAUGCUACUGUAGGGCAACGUCCGGUUUUCGGAUGAGGUCACGAAAAAUUCACGAGGUAUCAUUGAAAGUCUACCGGAACCUGAGUAUCAGUCUCUCUGGAAGCACAUGUCACUACUAAUACAGGGGAUUCUCUUGCUCGGUGGCUCAUGAUCAAGAUCAGAUGAAGAUUACGUGCGCCAGAUUUGGGUUCACUUC